Messenger RNA from Xenopus tropicalis (tropical clawed frog), 6751 nucleotides. It is a transcript of the gene pcnx2, whose product is annotated as pecanex 2. Bases 761 to 6586 code for a protein of 1941 amino acids. Lineage: Eukaryota; Metazoa; Chordata; Amphibia; Anura; Pipidae. Gene Ontology annotation, cellular component: membrane. The transcript is spliced from 35 exons. The record is from RefSeq and is a predicted model, not a curated record.
UAAGGAUAUUUGACACUGCUUGGCCUUCAUUAAACGCGCCCAUGGUACUACUGGCUAUCAUUUAGUGUACAAAAGCACAUGUGCAGUUAGUAAAUAUAUGCCCUACCCCCGCACUGUUCUAGUUCCUGGCUUGCUGUAACCAGAUAUCAAUCAUGCGCCGUCUCUAAUCGCUGUAGGGGAGAGAUAACAAUCUGUGGAUGGGAGAGCCAGGGCCGACAGCAGGCAGGCAGGGUGAGCAUGCAUUCAAAUAUAUUAAUGGGGAUUAUAGGAAAUAGAGGCCUAUAAUUAAAGCAGCCCUGCUCAUAACGAAAAGAGCUGAGUUGCUUUAUGCAAAAAUAAGGCGGAGCAAAGGCAUCCUUGGCUCGCUCUGCAGUGACUGGAAUCCCGCAGUGUUAAGUAUCCGGAAUCAGAAAGCUGCGCUCCUGUGACAGAGGAGGGAGGUUGCUGCAGUCAUGGCUUCCCAGGUACUGCAGAUACUCCGGCAAGGUGUUUGGGCGGCACUUACUGGAGGAUGGUACCACGAUCCAGAAUCAAGUCAGUUCAAUAACACCUGCCAUCUAUAUUUGUGGAUUGUUCUCCUUGUAUUACCUCUUGGGAUGUAUUUGAGAACUUUAAAGAAUUGGUGACCCACACUUAUUGAACUGCUUCUGGAAAAUAUGAGAAGGGAUUACCUCCAACUGUAUUCACAUUAUGCCUCUAUUGUGGUUUUACAACAGUGUUCUUUGCAGCCAUAAAAUGUGUAAUAUAUCGAUUACAUCUGAUGUUUGAUGAAGGAAUUGAGACAAAUCAUAAAAAAAAGAAAAAAACUACAAGAUCAAAAGAAAAAGAGAUCAGCAGCACCAACAUUACAAUUAAUCACACCUUAUUAAGCAACAAUGCAGAAAAUGGUGGAGGUGGCAUCCGACACAACAUUGCUUUAUCUAACCACAGCAGUGCAAAAUGGCAGGAAACCAGUUGCUGUAGUUCUUCUGGUUCUGUGGGGCACCCAUGUCAGGAUAGUCUCCAGGACCUCAAAGUUAAAGCAGAUAAAACUAUUAGAAACAGACAGGAUGGAAUUGUUGACCAAGAAUUAUGUAUACAUCCUGCAACUCAGGAAUUGUCCCACAAUGCUCAUUCAAGAUAUAAUAUCGUGGGAUCUGGUAUGCCAUCAGAGGCACAGUUGGUUAUUAAUGAAAAUACAAGCCAAGCAAAUUCCAGUGGAGAAGAGCAUUUUAAAGGAAUUAAUGAAAAACAUUUGAAUGUAAAAUUUUCAAAAAAUUAUUUGAAAGCAGAAAAUGAAAAUGAUAAAUAUAGGGAGAACUCUGUUAAAGUACAUGUGAUGGAAGAAGUGGUUGAAACCGAUGUGUGUGGCAAAUUUCCACGACCUAUGCCAAAUGUGGAGGAGCCGAUAAAAAUAUUAAUAACAAUGAAUAAUGAUUUGGAUAUGAUGAGUGGCUUAAAGAGGUCCCUCAGUUUAAAUGAUUUAAGGAAAGAUAAUAUUUUAAGAUUGGAUUCUGGAGUGAAACAAGGAAAUAAACAGUUCACUGGAAAAGACAAUUCAAAAAUCAAAUCUGAAUUACCCAUAAAGAGUACAUGCAUGGAUAACUAUGCUGUCUACCAUAUGCACAAAUCAUCUGACUGUUUAAACAGAAACACAUCUUGUAGUCCAUGUUCCGGCUAUGAAUCAAGCAACCUGGACUGUUCAAAUAUAGCUAAUUCAAGUAAGGGUGUGCCAAAGUUUGUAUCCAGAGAUUUUGACUUUAACAUUAUAAUUGAGAGUAAAGUGACUGUGUGCACAGACCUUAAAAUGAAUCCCCAUGAUUGUGUAUCUAAAACAGCUACUGAAAAGCAACAUACGGGAGUCCAAAGUCUGGACAGUGGAACUGAUGACAAGAACAGCAAUAACAUUUUUUAUGAUAAGCCCAAAACAUUGCCAUUAUCAAAAUCUGACUUAGAAGCAAAGGAAGGUCAGUUUCCUAAUGAAUCCAAUGUAACAGAGUUUAUAUCAUUACUGGAAUCCAUCAACAUUUCUAAAGCACCACCUUUCAACUUCAGAAGAGAGCUUAAAGAAUCAAAAGGAGACAGAUGUUUAAAAGAUGUUGCAUUUGUAUGUUUAAAAGAUAGUACUUCAAUGGAUCAAGAUGUCAGAGUGACAGAAGAAGAUAAAUGUGACUUGCUUCCUGAACAAAGGUUCCCAUCAGAGAAAUGUAAAGACAGCUUAUAUCAAGACCUCCAUUCUGUGAACAUGCAUCCAGAUCAGAGCAGUAAUCCAAGGAAAAUUAUCUAUCAAUUAACCCAUGCUCAUCCUUCACAACAAGACAGUUCUGUUUUGCAAAUUCUAAGUGGAUCAGAGGCCUCCAUCCCAGAAGGCAAAAGUAUAGAAGAAAUGAAUGUGUAUGUUGACAACCAUGGAGAUAAAAUAUCAUGUUUUGUGAAGGCUGGAAGUCCUAGUGAUUUACAAUGUCAAAAUGCAAACCCUGAAUGUAUUUCUUUGGAACAUGAGUUGGAGUUGAGCUCUGCCUCAGAAAGUGAAGAGCAUAUUUCUGGUGUUUCUGAGGCAUUAUCUUCCCAAGAAGUCUCACACAUACUUGGAAGAAAAGCUAAUUCUGAAACACCAGAGCCUUUAAGUCAAGAAAUUAAAGAAUCUUUAUGUGACAAAUCCCAGAUUAGUUCUUUAAGGGAAGAGUUAUAUAAAUGUAGAAUCUUUCCUGGCAAAUGGAUAAAAGUUUGGUUUGAUCGGCUGACCCUGUUGGCACUAAUAGACAGAACUGAAGAUGUUGGAGAAAAUGUUCUGGGCGUCAUAUUAGCCAUUCUUGUUUCUUUUCUUGGAUAUUUGGUUCUGAGUCAAGGACUAUGUAAAGACAUCUGGAUAUUACAGUUCUGUAUUGUGAUAGCUAGCUGUCAAUAUUCACUUCUAAAGAGUGUUCAACCAGAUCCUGCUUCACCGAUACAUGGAUACAAUAAAAUAAUUACUUACAGCAGACCAGUAUACUUUUGUAUAUUAUGUGGUCUUAUUUUACUUCUCGAUUCUGGAGCCCAAACAACAAAUAUGCAUCUGCCCGUUUUGUAUGGCAUAUAUCUAUUUUCAUCUAAUUCUUUUGGAAUCGCCCGGGACUUUGUAAUCAUGCUUGUACAUUGUUUUCCACUCAUUUCUCUGUUGGGACUUUUUCCUCAAAUCAACACAUUCAGCAUUUAUUUUAUGGAGCAGAUUGACAGACUGAUCUUUGGUGGUUCAGCUGCCCUUGGAUUAGCUUCAGCAUUGUAUGCUUUAUGCCGCAGUUCUCUAGCAGUAGCCAUCCUUUAUGGAUUUUGCCUUAGUGCAGUAAAGGAACCGUGGGAUAUUCGACACACCCCAGCACUUUUUUCUGCUUUUUGUGGUCUUUUAAUUGCACUUUCAUAUCAUUUGAGUCGACAAAGUAGUGAUCCAUCGGUUCUUAUAUCUCUUAUUAAGUGUAAGUCAUUAUCAAAAGUUUGUAAAGAGCACUGCAGUAGUUCAGAACAAGAGCAAGAUGAUCCAUUACCAGAGAAGAUGCAAAGGUCACUGAAAGAAAUUCUGAAGUCUGAUCUCAUCAUCUGCAUCAUAGUUGCUAUUUUAUCAUAUGCUAUCAGUGCAAGUACUGUAUUUCUAUCGUUAAGGCCAUUCCUUACUUAUGUACUGUAUGGCCUAGCACUAACUGUGGGAUUAGUUAUACAUUACAUAAUUCCUCAACUCCGAAAACACCAUCCUUGGCUAUGGAUUUCCCACCCAAUUCUUCAAAGCAAGGAACACCAAGAGCGCGAAGUCCUUGAUGCAGCACAUUUAACAUGGUUUGAGAAACUCUAUUUGUGGCUGCUGUGUUUUGAGAAAUAUUUUCUGUACCCCUCAAUAAUUCUGAAUGCUGUGACAGUUGAUGCCUUUUCAAUCAGCAAGUACAAACGCUUUGGAAUACAUUUUGAUACACUUCUGAUAACUCUUGCUGGAAUGAAGCUCCUACGAUCUUCUUUUUGCAAUAGCCUCCAUCAAUAUAUUAUUCUGGGAUUUACAUUAUUAUUUUUCCAGUUUGACUACAGUAGCAUAUCUGAGAGCUUUCUUAUUAACUUUUUUAUUAUGUCAAUUUUGUUUGACAAGCUUUGGGACCUACUGGAGAAACUGCAGUAUGUCUUUACUUAUAUUGCCCCAUGGCAAAUUGCUUGGGGUUCAUCAUUCCAUGUUUUCGCACAGCUAUUAGCUAUACCUCACUCUGCUAUGCUGUUCCUGCAAAUCUUUGCCACUUCAAUAUUUUCUACUCCACUGAGCCCAUUUCUAGGCAGUGUCAUUUUUAUUGCAUCAUACGUGAGACCAGUUAAAUUCUGGGAGAAGAACUACAACACAAAAAGAGUUGACCAUUCAAAUACCAGACUGGUGAAUCAAAUUGAAAAGGAUGCAGGCAAUGAUGACAAUAAUCUGAACUCUAUUUUUUAUGAACAUCUUACAAGAUCACUCCAGAAGUCCUUAUGUGGAGAUCUGGUCCUAGGAAGAUGGGGGAACUAUAGUUCUGGGGAUUGUUUUAUUUUGACAUCUGAUUAUUUAAAUGCAUUAGUUCAUCUAAUUGAAAUUGGAAAUGGCUUUGUCACAUUCCAGCUCCGAGGACUCGAGUUUAGAGGAACAUAUUGUCAACAAAGAGAAGUUGAAGCCAUAACUGAGGGUAAUGAGGACAAUGAAGACUGUUGCUGCUGCAAGCCUGGACAUUUGCCGCAUAUGUUAUCCUGUAAUGCAGCAUUUAAUUUAAGGUGGCUGACUUGGGAAGUUACAAGAACCCGGUUUAUUCUGGAAGGCUACAAUGUUAUUGAUAAUAACGCAGCAACCAUGUUGCAAGUAUUUGACCUGCGCAAAGUUCUCAUAAAAUAUUAUAUUAAGAGCAUAAUAUAUUUUACUGCAAGUUCACCUAAGAUCAUGAAGUGGCUUAAAGAUGAAUCAAUACAGAAAGCUCUACAACCGUAUACUAGGUGGCAUCACGUUGAAAAUGAUCUUGCUAUGUUUAGCAUCAAUGUUGAUGAAGAUUAUAUACCUUGCCUGCAAGGUAUUACAAGAGCAAGUUUCUGCAGUGUAUAUCUGGAUUGGAUUCAGUUCUGUGCAAAUAAGGGGAAAAUGAAAGUGGCGUGUGACGAAGAUUCCUCACUGAUAACACUUUGUUUUGGACUUUGCAUUUUGGGUAGAAGAGUCCUAGGAACAGCAGCCCAUCAUAUGUCUUUCAGCUUGGAUUCUUUUCUGCAUGGACUUCAUACAUUGUUCAAGGGAGAUUUUCGAAUAGCUGCUCGAGAUGAAUGGGUGUUUGCUGAUAUGGACUUACUCCAUACAGUUGUUGCACCAGCAAUCAGAAUGUCCUUGAAACUCCAUCAGAAUCAGUUUGCAUGCCCUGAAGAAUAUGAUGACUUCUCUGCACUGUUUGAUGCAAUUCAGCAAUUUGAAAAAAAAGUUGUCAUUUGUCAUGAAGGAGAUCCAGCUUGGCGUAAGGCUGUAUUAUCUAAUAGAGAAGAACUGCUGACUUUGCGGCAUGUUGUUGAUGAAGGGACUGAUGAAUACAAAGUAAUUAUGCUGCACAAAAGCUACCUCAGUUUUAAAGUUAUCAAGGUAAACAAGGAGUGUGUACGAGGACUGUGGGCCGGGCAGCAGCAGGAAUUAAUUUUUCUACGUAAUCGUGACCCUGAGAGAGGCAGCAUCCAGAACAAUAAACAAGUUCUGAGAAAUCUUAUUAAUUCAUCCUGUGACCAGCCUUUGGGUUAUCCAAUGUAUGUGUCUUCUUUGACGAUUUCUUACCUAGGGACUCAUGAACGUCUUAGAAAUAUGUGGGGGGAACCAAUAAGUUUCGACAGUAUAAGAACCUGGUUUCAGAAAAAGUGGAUUAGGAUGAGAAAAGAAUGUGACACAAGCCACCAUACUGGAGGUAACAUUGAAGAAAUGGAUUGUGGAGGUCGUUCAUAUUCUACUGACAGUCAAUCUGCAAGCAAUAUUAAUCAAAGCAUCAGAAACCCAGAACAUAUUUGUAGUGAGAUGUCACAUAGGAACUCUCUAGAUAUAUUCACCCAUGAAGCAAUAGGAAAGAGAAAACACAGAAGUCAGUCAGCUCAAACACGUGCAUCUUUAUGUCAGAAGCCACCUGCUUCAAGUGUGUCUGGUCCUGACUUAGAAAAACUUGAUUCUUGUUCAGAGCAAUUUACAUCCAACUACAAAAUGUCCAGGAGAGUUUCUGCAAGUCAGCACUCUUUAAACAACUCAUCCUCUUCACCUUUUCAACAUAGUCCUGCAAUUUCUGUUGCUGCACGCAAAAAUUUAAAUCAACAGACAAGUAGGAUUCAGCAGUCUAGCCAAGCUUCAUCUACAAGUUCAACACUAAGUCUUCUGUUUGGGAAGAGAAGCUUUUCAAGUGCACUGGUUAUUUCAGGAUUGUCGGCUGCUGAUGGAGACAACACAGCAGACACUCUGUCAUCUACUAGUGUAAACAUUGUAAUAUGCCCACAUUCCAAAUUGGACAAUCAAACCAAGCUGAAACUCCAUGAGAAUGGUGAUACACCUGAUACGAAAAAUGUUGGACAGAAAGCAGAUCAAGGGCCAUCAGAUGAAACUAUGGAGCCUUCUGUUUUUGAGUAGAAAACAAAACAUGGAAGAAACCAUGAGAUAGAUUUGUUGCCCAAUCUUAAUGUAAUGUUUUAACUGUGUUACUUAUUAAUUGUGUUAUCAUGGACAUGUCUAAUUUCCAAUGAUCAGAAGAGUUUGCCUGAAUUAUCUGAAUAAAUUUUAAAGGCACGUAUACUA